CCAACGCGGACUGAUCUGCUGUUCACACACUGCUAAGGAGAUUUCGCGAGAAGCUCUCGAGAAACUGUAGAAUGAAGCUGCUGAGGUCCCUGGCCUCCAUCUGUCUGCUGGCGGCCGCGGCCCUCUCCGUCCCCACUCAGGAGAAGCGCGUCCAUCACCAGGCGGACCUGAGCGACCGCGCCCACGAUGAUUCUCACGGCUUCCAGUACGAUCACGAGGCCUUCCUGGGAAAGGAGGAGGCCAAGACCUUCGACCAGCUGACGCCUGAGGAGAGCAAAGACAAGCUGGCGAUGAUUGUGGACCGGAUUGACGCCGAUAAGGACGGCUACAUCAGCCACACUGAGCUGCACCACUGGAUCAAACACCGGCAGAGGAGGUACAUCGAGGAGAACGUGAACAAACACUGGAAGGACUACGACAAGAAUCAAGAUGGAAAGAUAGGCUGGGAGGAGUACAAGAACACCACCUACGGCUUCUACCUGGGUGAGGAGUUUGAUGACGUGGAGGACAAGGCCACCUAUAGGUCCAUGCUGACGCGGGACGAAAGACGCUUCAAGACGGCUGAUCGAGACGGGGACGGUAUUGCCACCCGGGAGGAGUUCACUGCCUUCCUGCACCCGGAGGAGUUCGACUACAUGAAAGACUUGGUGGUGCAGGAAACAGUGGAGGACAUUGAUACGAACGGAGAUGGAAAGAUCAACAUAAAUGAAUACAUUGGGGACAUGUUCUCUCCAGAGAGCGGGGAGAAGGAGCCCGACUGGGUGCAGACCGAGAGGAAACACUUCCAUGAGUUCAGAGACACCAACAAGGAUGGGUACCUGGAUAAUGCUGAGGUGGCGCACUGGGUUCUGCCCGGAGAGGUGGACCACGCAGACAAUGAGGCCAAACACCUGAUCCACGAGACGGACACCGACAAGGACCAGAAAAUAACCAAGAAGGAGAUUCUAGCCAACUGGAACAUUUUUGUGGGCAGCCAGGUCACCAAUUAUGGCGAAGACUUAACGAAGAGACACGACGAACUCUGAUGAGUCAUCACAAGAUCAUUGGGUUAGGGUUCUGUACUGAGCAGGAUUCUGUUACUGUGGCUUUGGGGUGGGGGGGGGGACUUAGUAAAGUAAGGAUCUGACUCUGGGUUAUGAUCAUGUUGCCAUGUUUACACUUGCACCUACACAUUCAGCAUGCACUCACAUAUUGUGUAUGUGGAUACAGGUGAUACUGAUGAUCCUACACAGUUCUCUCCAAUUCAUUUUCACACUGUGGUGCGUAUCCCCAAAGAUGAUAUUAUCCUGUUGUCCAGGAAAAGUGAGAAAACUGGAUAAAGUCUGACAUGAACUAGCAUCCAGCUAACACAAUGCUAGGCUAUGGCAACACAGUCUCACGGCAUUUCGUGUUAUAGUCACGAAAUUAAUCUAUUGAUUCGUGUUCACCAACACCAUUUCGCCAUUUUUUUCGUGUCACACAGAACGAUUUUAAAAGCAAUGUAAAUAAUAACAAAUUAGAAGGAAA
Molecule: messenger RNA, 1506 nt
Organism: Trematomus bernacchii (emerald rockcod)
Lineage: Eukaryota; Metazoa; Chordata; Actinopteri; Perciformes; Nototheniidae
Gene: rcn3
Product: reticulocalbin 3, EF-hand calcium binding domain
Exons: 8
Coding region: 72-1025 (317 amino acids)
Cellular component (GO): endoplasmic reticulum
Molecular function (GO): calcium ion binding
Source: RefSeq, a predicted model, not a curated record